GCUCGCCUGGGCCGGGGCUGCCCCGCACCGUGCCUAAAUCGAUAUCAGCCCUACCUAUCAGGGAAUCAAGCUGUCUGUUGCCCCGCCAUGCCGCCUUGGAGAUGGUGAGUGAAAGCGGCUGCGUCCUCAACACCGUGGAGUCAUAGAAGUUCUCCUCCCUUCACCUCCAUCAAGCCACACCUGUUUCACUCAUCAAACCCACAAAGACAAUGAUCUCACCUUCGCUGUGCUAGGUCGCCACAGCCUGCCCAGGCUGUGAUCUCCCGCUUGAUAGUUGACUAGCCUUGCAGGCUACUACUCACCGUUAACAGCCUUGCCCAUCUUCUAUCUGAAGAUACGAGAGAUAUCGACCAGCGCUCUACACACACUUCCCAUGUUCAGACCAUGAGCAGCAGCUGCCCUCGUCACAAUGACAGGCAAACUACCCGCCCCCCACGGCCAGCAGCGGCGCCUCAGGACCAAGACCAAUGAAGACAAAAGCUUCCCCGGCCUCAAACCGGCCGCCGGUGGGCCAACCAAGACUACUACCCAGUAUGAAGAAAUGCAGAAAGAGGAGUUGACGGUGCUGCGGGCCGUCUACGCCGACGACCUUUUCGAAGCAAAGGAGUCGCAUGGUGCCUGGAAGAAGACGGAACCUAGAUUUGACAUUCGAAUCAGGGCGUCCUCUGACAACGACGUCAACCUCAAGCUGGGCGUUGUCCUCACUGCCACCUAUCCAAAGUCAAUCCCUAUCCUAACCCUCAAAGACUGCGACGGCCUGCGGGAGUCCACCUUCUUCAAGAUACAAAAGUAUGUUGAGAGGGAGCCCAAGGUCUUCGCCGAGCGUGAGGAUGUCAUGAUCGAUGUCCUCGUCGAGGGCAUCAGGGAAAUCCUCGAGGAGGCAGCCCAAGCCGAGGCUCAAGGACUAGAGCUGCCAUCCCUCGAGGAGGAGCGUGCUGCCCACGAGGCGGAGCUUGCUCGCCAGGCGGAGGAGGAGCGACGCCGUCAAGAGCAAAAGCGCCUCGAGGAGACCAAGGAGGAAGAGCGCGUCAUGAGCAGCAGGGUAGAGGAUGAGAUGAACCGUCAACGCGCAAAGAAACUGGAGAUCCGCAAGAAGAACAGGAGCAGCCAGAUGCCUCCAGACCGCGCAGUUGAAGAUGCGACCGAUGCUGUCGCCAUUGUUUUCGACCAGCCAUGCAGGCUAGUCGACGCAGCCGGAAACGACUCGCGGUUCAACACAGUCGUGGGAAGGACACUCUUCCGGUCCGGUGCCAUUUCUAACAUCUAUCUGGUGCGCCCGGUGCUCGCUGUUGGCCUCGCCCGGCCAAAUCUUGCCUUGAAACAGGCCGAGCUUAAGUCCGGUGGUAAGGAUGCCGCCCAGUUCAAGAAGCAGCUACAGCUGCUCGAGUCCCAGCUUGAGCAGGCCAAGAAGAAUCGCCACAGCAAUCUCCUGGACGUUAUGGAAUUCCGGAUGGAGAGGAGGGGCGACGGUUCAGUGGAUGGGGCCUCUUCCUCGGAUUGGCUUGUCAGCAUCCUGAUGCCUUUUGCCGAGCGUGGCUCGCUCCAGGACCUGCUCGAGAUCGCAGGUGACAUCAGUAUUGACAAGGUGCGAAGCUGGACCAGGGACCUGCUCGAGGGUUUGAACUUUCUACACACCAACGGCAUCGUCCACAAGAGCAUCCAUCCCGGCAACGUUCUCCUGUUCCGCGACGCCACCGGCUCCAUCACGCCCAAACUGGCCGAUGCAGGCUUCCAGAGGGAGAUCCGCGACAUCUGCCUCAGCACCCGGGCAGUGCCGUCGAUGCGGGAGGCCAAGUCAGCUUACUGGUUCGCCCCCGAGGUUGCGAACACGGCAAAGCCGCACUACACGCAGAAAACGGACAUCUGGGACUUUGGUGUCAUGUUCCUGCAGACCGUCUUUGGUCUCGACGUUCCUCAGAGAUAUGAAUCGCCCAACGACCUAAAGGCAUCCCUCUCACUCUCGCCCGAGCUGGACGAGCUAGUGUCCAGCUUCUUCAGCGCAGAGUCAGCCAAGCGUAAACGCGCUUUCGACCUUUCUUCCAGUCACUUUUUGGCGACCAACGCCCCUGUCCUGGUCGACGACACACCAGAUGUGCUUUCUGAUUCGCCCUCGGUCCCGCGGUAUACCGGACUACGAGCGCGGCGAGGCUCCGUAAGCCAAAACGCCGCAGUUCCGUCCCGGUGGGCGCGCGAGUGGAUCGAAGAGAGCCGCCUUGGCAAGGGCGGGUUUGGCGAAGUCGUCAAGGCACGCAACGUUGUAGAGAGCGUUUCGUACGCCGUCAAGAAGAUCCGCCUACGUGCCGACGAAAGCCUCACGCCAGUCGUCAGCGAAAUCUCCGUCUUCAGCAGGAUGAGCCAUCCGUCAGUGGUCCGAUACGUCGGCGCGUGGAUCGAGGAUAUCAUCGUCGAUGGCUUCGAGUCAAGCGACGAGUCCUCGGGUAACCACGUCUCUGGAGACAUCUCUUCCCGCGACGCAGGAUCCUCGAUCGAGCUUGGGCCUAGCCACGGCGCGCUGGACUUCAUCUCGUCGAGCCGGCACGGCAUCGAGUUUGGGUACGAUUCUGACAACGACGAUGCGGACACGGAAAACGGCGAUGACGAUGAUAAAGGCUCGGGCGAGCCUGAUGACGACGAAGAAGGCGAGGACGGCGAGGAUGAUGAAGAUGAAGAUGACUCUGGAGACGAGGUGAGCGGGUCCGAGGCUAGCGCCGACCGCGCGCUUGCCGCUCGCAAGAGGCGUCUUCACCAACGGCCGAUCCAGAAGAUGAUCUACAUUGUGAUGGAAUACUGCGAAAAGAGGACGCUACGUGACCUCAUAGCGAACAACCUGUCAGACGACACAAACGAGAUUUGGCGACUGUUCCGUCAGAUGCUCGAGGGCAUGCAGCAUAUCCACGCUCUGAACAUCAUCCACCGAGACCUGAAACCCGAAAAUAUCUUCAUCAAAGUCGGCGCCGACGGCACUAACAUGGUCAAGAUCGGCGACUUUGGCUUGGCCACGGCCGGCAUGCGCGCCGUUGAUAAGAACUCGGCCGCGGCCGAUAUGGAUGCGGGCGACAUGACGCGGAGCAUUGGCACCUCGACCUACCUCGCCCCCGAGGUCCGGUCAGGAGCCAAGGGCACAUACACCUCCAAGUGUGACAUGUACGCUCUCGGAAUCAUCUUCUUCGAGAUGUGCUACCCACCUAUGCUUGGAAUGGAGCGGGCCAUGGUCUUUGAAAAGCUCCGGGGAGCCACACCGACGUUGCCCGCCGACUUUCGCCCGACGGACAAGAAACCGAGCCAGGUUGUGCUCUCGCUGGUCAAGCACUCGCCUGAAGCAAGACCGUCGGCCACGGAGCUGCUCAGGAGCGGGAUACUUCCCGUCGAGAUGGAGGGCGAUGCUAUGAGGCAGGUUCUGGCGAGCCUGGAAGACCCAAACAGCCUGGACUACUACGACUACGUCUCAGCUUUCUUCAAGAGGCCGAUCGACCAGACCAAGGACUACACCUGGGAUCUGGGCAUUGUCAGCAAGGGGCCGGCCGAGCUCAUGCGCCUCGUCGCGGCCAAAGACACGCUUGUCUCGAUAUUUCGCCGUCACGGCGCUGUCGAGGUGCCCAGAAGCGGUCUCUACCCGCCCUCGCCCCUCCACAUCCAAGGCAACACGGUCCGUGUUGUCGACAGCCACGGCGCCCUGCUCCAGAUGCCGUACGAUCUGAUGAUGGGCAACGCCAGGGUCCUGGCAAAGUGCACCUCAUCGACCCUGGUGCCGCGUUCGUACUCGUUUGGCACCGUGUUCCGCGACAAGGCCAGCGGAGGCCAGCCGCACACGUUCGGCGAGGCCCACUUCGAUGUGGUCACGGACGACGUGCUGGACCUGGCGCUCAAGGAGGCCGAGGCCAUCAAGGUGCUGGACGAGAUCAUCGCCAGCUUCCCGUCGCUGUCCUCCGGCCAGAUGUGUUUCCACGUUAGCCACUCGGAGCUGCUGCGGCACAUCUUCGACUUCUGCGGCGUCGAGCGGGCUGCUGCCCGCAAGGUUGCCGACACGCUUAGCAAGCUCAACAUUAGGGGUGUGACUUGGACAAGGAUCAAGUCGGAGCUUCGAUCCGCUGGCGUGUCGACCACCACUGUGGACGAGUUGCAGAAGUUCGACUUUAGAGAUACGCCCAGCAAGGUGUCGGCACAGCUCAAAACCAUCUUCCAGCGCACCAACCACUUCCAGCUCUUGUCUCCCACCCUGGCCCACCUCAAGGAGAUGUCGGAAUACUGCAAGCGGUUUGGCGUGCGCACCAAGAUGUUCAUUGUGCCCCUCUGGAGCUGGAACGAGGUGUUCUUCGCGGGCGGCAUCAUGUUCUCGUGCCUGUUUGACAAGCGCAGCAAGGAGAUCUUUGCGGCCGGCGGAAGGUAUGACGCGCUAAUCAAGGAGCAACGGCCCCGGAUCAGCACUCACUUUGAAGAGCGGCACGCGGUCGGAUUCGGCUUCACCUGGGAGCGGCUGGCCCAGGUAACCACGACGACGGGCACCAGCAAGGCCCAGCUCAGAAAGAGGGCCGCCGAGGAGGCCCAGGGCAUCACGAUACCGAAGCGCUGCGAUGUGCUGGUUGCUAGCUUCGACCCGACGCUGCUGCGGACGGCGGGCAUCGACGUGCUUCAGAUGCUGUGGGCGCAGGACAUAUCGGCCGAGCUGGCGCGCGACGCGCGCUCGCCCGAGGAGUUGGUCACUAAACACAGAGAGGACAGCCACUACUGGCACGUGAUUGUGAAGCAGCAGGACAUGGUCAAGGUCAAGACUCCUGGGCGUAAGGACGCGCCAGACGCCGACAUGCCACCCUCGCAGCUGUGCCAGUGGCUACGGGCCGAGAUGCGCGAGCGAGAGUCGCGAACGUCAGCCGCGGCGCACGCGGUCGAGACCCACCAUGGCUACGGAGCAGAGGGGCCGCACGGCCUACACCACCACCAGGUGCAGCAGCAGGAGGUGCGGGUGUUGAUGGCGCAAACGCGGAGCAAGAAGUCGAACCGGCAGGCGCUGGUGGAGCAGGCGCAGGCGGCGGCGGCGCGGCUCGUGUCGGGGUUCCUGGCCGGGCCCGUGGCAGCCAUCGAGACGACGGACGCGGUCAUGGAUCUGAUCCGGUCGACGGCGCUGUCCGACGCCGAGUCGUGGCGCAGGGCCGAGCAGGCCGUCGGCUCGGCGGAGCGCAAGUACAUGCGCGAGCUGCACGAGAUGCUCGAGAACUUCAAGAUCGAGGCCGCGUACCAGCGGCACCGCGGCGGCGGGGGCGCGGGCGGGAGC
This is a messenger RNA of Gaeumannomyces tritici R3-111a-1, 5269 nucleotides long. Its product is annotated as PEK/GCN2 protein kinase. The annotation marks the transcript as partial. Gene Ontology annotation, biological process: DNA damage checkpoint signaling; regulation of translational initiation by eIF2 alpha phosphorylation. Gene Ontology annotation, molecular function: ATP binding; protein binding; eukaryotic translation initiation factor 2alpha kinase activity. NCBI's taxonomy places the organism in Eukaryota, Fungi, Ascomycota, Sordariomycetes, Magnaporthales, Magnaporthaceae. The transcript has 4 exons. The record is from RefSeq and is a predicted model, not a curated record.